This is a messenger RNA of Heterotrigona itama, 3629 nucleotides long. NCBI's taxonomy places the organism in Eukaryota, Metazoa, Arthropoda, Insecta, Hymenoptera, Apidae. The record is from the annotation of a GenBank genome assembly.
AUGAAGGUCCCUAUAUCCGAAAACUCAAACAUGGACAAUAAAUUGAAGUUUUCGGAUCGUUUGAAGGCUUUGCUGAAAACUGAGGCUCAUCAAGAUGUUGAUCCAUAUAUUUUCAGUGAACCAGAGCCAUUUGGUACAGCAACAGGAAGAAAUGUUACAGUAGUGUCAUCCAAAAAUUCUAAAGUAAUGCAAAAUUGUAAAAAUAGUAAGACUAAAGAAAAAUGUAUGAAACAAAGAAUAAGGAUAACAUCCAUACCAGAUACGGAAUUCAAAGCUGUACAAGACCGUGCUGUAGAAUUAGAUGCUGAUUGUAGUGUUGGUGGUGGUGGCAGUGGUGGUGGUGAUGGUGAACAUAUAGAUUAUAAAUUUGCAAAAGCAAUCGAACAAAAACAUCGUCAUAUUGAGAAUUUACAAAGACUAAAAAAUAGAAGGCAAAGUCGGGACCAUACACUGUUGUAUUAUCCUAGAGCUGGAGAUGAAAUAUCAGAUAGUGAUUCUAGUGGAGAUGAAAUGACAAUUUACCAACGUUAUUGGUUUUCUGGAGAAAAUACUUCGACAUUGAAUCGUUCUGCACGUCUUUCUCAAUUACGUUCUCAAUUGAGAAGAAGACUACUUCAGUUACACAAAGGUGGGACAGAUUCAGAAAUUUUGUUACGUGAUAGGGCUAAGUGUUUGUUAGAAGCUGCUUGCAAGGAUCCUGCAUCUACAGCGAAAGCUUUAAGUGGUUCUCCAAGUACAAGUAAAGUGGUAGAGGGACCACUUUUAGUUGGUGGACUUUGUGGAGCUGAUGGAUGCCAACAGACAUCUCUACCUUGUACUCGUCACUGUUCUCGUCAUAUUAUGUUAAAUGGAGAUCAACUUUUAUUUGAACAUUGCACUGCCAAAUUUAGUGAUAACACACAAUGCUGUAUUCCUGUGUUUGAUGUAGCACAUGAAUUACCUCUUUGUCCAGAACAUGCAAGAAAAAGGGAUAAUUAUCAUCGUAAAGCCCAAGAGUCUAAACCAAAGAAAGCUCGUAAGAAACCAACAUCUCCCACAAUUCCCAGGCCUAAACCAAAAUCCAGGCCGAAGAAACGAAAGCGGCCUCCUGCAAAUAAACUUGAGAUUAAAGAUCCUACUCUAGUACACGAAGAAAGUCAAUAUUUGAAUCAAAUAAACUCUAGUGAAAAUCAGACAAAAACUUUGAAUAAUUUGAAUACUGCAGCACAGGGAAGUUCAAAUUCUGCUAACUUAAAUUUAGGAUUAGGACUUGGUCUUGGAGGAGGACUUAAAGAUCUGGGAGAUCAUGAAGUGUUUCCUUCUUUGGAUUCUGCAGAGCAUGAUUUUGGCAAUGUGCUCAACAACUUACCUGCUGAUGCUUUUAAUGACUUAUUUAUUGAAGGCAGAAAUGGAGAAUAUGAACCAUCAAGAGAAGAAGAAGAAGAAUUGGAACGAGCACUAGAGGCAGUAGAUAAGGAUGUACGAAAUUUGGAGAGAAUGGGGCAAACACAUGGACUUUUAGAGCCAGCUUUAUUGGCUCAACUUAUGUCAGACAUUGCUUCGUAGCCCCGCCUAUUUUAAUAAUAUAAUAAUUUGAAAACGAGUUCACGUGUGUUCCUUACGAUAUAGAAAAAAAAUACUGUUUGUGUCUGUGCUGCUAAAUGUAAGAUUGUGUUAUUAACUUUCGUUACAUAACUAUAAAAAUCCAAGAUAAUGGCAGGGAUUGAUAUACAGAAAGUAACAAGAAAUAGUAAUUAUAAUUAAUUUAAUAUAAAUUUCAUUGGGUACACUUAUAUCAUAUAGCUAGAUCCACAAAAGAUUAUAUUUCUUAUAAAUGCUGAAAAUUCCAUCCUUGCUAAAAAGUAAUCGUGAAAAAGUCGUAAUCUCAUCUUGUUUUAUAUAUUUGCAAAUUAUUUUGAAUAUAACUUAAAAGUUCAGUUAUAGUGUUAUAAUUAAUGAUACAGCAAUAAAUACUUUUUACUUAUGAAAGAUAUAAAAGUCAAAACAAAACAAACUAAUUCUUAAAAGUCAAAACAUGAAAACACUCCUAUAAACUAAUUCUUAAUCUUCCAAGGCUUAAAGAUUCAUUUUUAUUUAUUACUUUAGUUAUAACACAAAACUUAAUUUAUCUAAACACAUCUAUUAAUACACUAUUUUCAUCAUUAAUGAAUUUUUCUGUUUUUAAAUAUCCUGAUAGCUGCAAAUAAUAUUCAUAAAUAUUUUGUAAAGAUAUGAUUUUACAUAAUUUCUCUGAUUUGUAUAAAAUUUCUGACAUUUUAAACAGAAUUAAAAUCUUUUAUUAAAAAUCAAUACAUUACUUAGUUCAUUAUACAUUUUGAUGAAAAUGUAGUUAGGUUUUGUUUGAAUCAGACAUUAGAAGUGUUUUAAUAAAUUAUUUUCUAUUAAGAAACUUCAUUUAUAAAAUACAAUUGCAUGAACACAUGACUGAACUUAAAAAAAAACUAGAUAUACAUAUAAAUAGUCAUUCAUUUUUAUCAUCUACCUGCUGUAAUAAUUAUAUGCAAAUAAUCUUACUCACAUACGCAUAAUCAUCACUAUCAUUUUCUUCAUUUUGUAUUAUAAUCAUGUAGACAAAUGUUCAGUAAUAGAUAGCUGUAACAUAUAAUUAAAGAUUCAACUUAAUAAGAAGUGCCGAAAUAGUUUCAUUUUUGAUAUUUUUAGUAAUUGUAAUAUGAUUCAAUUUCUUUUGCAGCCUAUAAAAAAAGAUGACACGCGAUAUAUUAUUUUAUUAUUCAAAAUAAAACUAUAAAAAAUUCAAAUCUAAAAAAAUCUAACGAGGCACAGAUUUUGAGAGUAAAACUAGAUUAUUCUAGUUAAUUAUAAGAAUAACUAAAUCAUUUACUGCCAUUUAAUAUUUAAAUGAUUACAAUAUUGCUAUAGCUAGAAAAUACAUGUAACAUUUUCAAAUGUAUGCAAUAUAUUUCAAAUUUUAUCAUAAUUUUAAUACAUAUCGCAAUUGAAAUUAAAGAAAAAAACUAUGUUGAAUCACUUUGUAGAUUAUAAAUAAAUGUCAUUAGAGUAAAGCAACAAAAAACAAUUUACAUGUAACACCAGAAUUGUACGGGUUUUGUGAGAUCUAGUUUUUAUUGUCAAAGUUUCUGUGCCAAAUAUACUUGUUAAGAUAUUAAUUUUUGUACCUUAUAUAUGCGUGUCAUUAAUCAUAAAUAAUAGGUCGCAAGGAAGUAUAUCUUAAAUAAUAAAUGUUUUAACUAAAUGUAAACAGACAGUAAAUUUGUCACUUGUAAAUGGAAAAAAACAAUAUAAUUUACAAUUUAACCCAUAUUGGGAUUAAAUUAAUGUCAUAUAUAUUGUUAUUAUAUAUAAUGGUAGUAAGUAGGUACAGUAAUUAUUUAUAUAAGGACAAUGCAAAAUUUAAUCAUGAAAGAAAUGCAUUGCUUCAAAUGUACCUAUACAUGUAUCUCCUUGUAAAAUAUCAGCAUUAGUGCGCAUUAUUAGGCAUUACCAAUUAUAAGCAUAUUUUUUACAUUGUCUUAUUGUACUCAGUUUAUCCACCCUUAUCACAUAUCCUACAAGCGUUAUUUUUGAUUAUAUGUGUCUGUAUUUAAUGAUAUUUUAUGUGAUAAACAAAAUUAUCAGUAUUUUCAUUUACAAUUUUUUUUCAAUAUGCG